AUGAAGUACCUUGAUAGCUUAGUAACAAAACUACAAAAUCACUCCAGAAAAAACUCGAACCUAGCAUCGAAUCAAGUCACUAAGCAAGAAAGAGCCUUCAUUACCCAUUUAUCUGGCUCAGAAUGUCCAAAGGUCAAGGUUGACCAACUAGAUUCCAGGAGAGAGGUGCUAGGACAAAACCCUAAAUUUCGAUUGGGAAUUAAUGAUUUCGAAAAGUUACGAACAUUGGGGACGGGAACAUUUGCGCGCGUGUGGCUUGUGAGACUAUCUAAUCCAUCCAAGGAAGAUCGUGAUAAAGUUUUUGCACUGAAGGUGCUACGAAAAGUGGAAGUGAUCAGACUUGGACAAGUCAAUCAUGUAAAAAAUGAGCGCCGUAUCUUGGCAGAUUUGGCAGGACAUUCUUUUAUCACCAAUCUGAUCACCUCCUUCUCUGACCAAGACUCGCUUUACUUGCUCCUUGAUUACUGCCCUGGAGGAGAAGUUUUUUCCUAUCUUCGUAAAUCCAGACGUUUCGACGAAGAUGUCGCUCGCUUCUACGCUACUGAAAUUGUAAUCAUUCUCGAAUAUCUGCACGAGUGUAAGGGAAUAGCCUACCGAGACUUAAAACCCGAGAACCUUCUUCUUGAUGCAGAUGGACAUAUCAAGUUAGUAGAUUUUGGAUUCGGCAAAAUUCUGGGCAAUCAAGAGACAUACACAUUGUGCGGUACUCCCGAAUAUUUAGCACCAGAAGUCAUUCAAUCUCAAGGUCAUACCACAGCUGUUGAUUGGUGGGCACUGGGAAUUUUAAUUUAUGAAUUCCUCACUGGAUAUCCACCGUUCUGGCAUCAAACAAAUGCUCUCGAAACAUACAAGCAAAUCAUAAGUAAACCAAUAACUUUUCCCACUGACAUUCUAAUCUCUCCUGAAGCUAAAGAUAUCAUCUACCAGUUUUGCACGACCAACCGCUUUUAUCGUCUCGGUAACAUCUCUGGUGGUGCAAAAAGGGUCAAGAACCACCCCUUUUUCCGCGGCGUGAUCUGGGAAGACGUCUACAGCCGCAAACACCGAGGGCCCAUCAUACCUCCUCUCCGCUAUCCUUCUGAUGCCCAAUGUUACGAUUACUAUCCAGACGAAACGAAAGAGUCAGAACCAUAUUCUUCAGAGCUGAGAUUAAUAUGGGAGGAUCAAUUCAAAGAUUUCUAG
Blumeria graminis f. sp. triticale is the source of this 1182-nucleotide messenger RNA. NCBI's taxonomy places the organism in Eukaryota, Fungi, Ascomycota, Leotiomycetes, Helotiales, Erysiphaceae. The record is from the annotation of a GenBank genome assembly.